This is a messenger RNA of Amyelois transitella, 1624 nucleotides long. Its product is annotated as adenosine deaminase 2-like. The transcript has a single exon. Lineage: Eukaryota; Metazoa; Arthropoda; Insecta; Lepidoptera; Pyralidae. Gene Ontology annotation, molecular function: adenosine deaminase activity. The coding region runs from base 50 to 1552 and encodes 500 amino acids. The record is from RefSeq and is a predicted model, not a curated record. Gene Ontology annotation, biological process: inosine biosynthetic process; adenosine catabolic process.
UCAGUUAUAACGAUCAGUGUGUCGUUGACUUUCAUCAACACCGCGAGAAAUGUGGGCUACGGUCGUGUCUCUACAGUUAUUGGUCUUAUUUGUGAUAGCUUUCGAUGAUUUACAAGAUGCUAUCGAACACAGAGAACAACUGUUACGAAAAGAACUGGACAUGAUGUUAGGCAGUGAUAUAGUUUUAAGCGACAGCGAGCAGAAAGCAAACGAAAUUAUAAUGAAAUUGAAACAUCAUGAAUUAGAUGGUGGUCUAGAAAAUCCCGGACAAUUCAACGUAUCAAAACAUUUCUUUAGCUAUAAGGAUGAAAUAAAGAAAUCUCCACUAUUUCAUAUAUUGCGCCAAAUGCCUAAAGGCGCCUUGCUACAUACUCAUGAUACUGGAGUUUUAAGUCCGGAUUAUAAUUUAAAAUUGACUUAUAUGGAUAACUUGUACGUUUGCUUUGAAGAAAAUGAUAUCAGAUUCCAUUUUUCUCUGGAUACACCCAAAGAUACUUGUGAGACACGUUGGCAGUUGAUGAACGAAGCAAGAUUUUCCUCCGGUGAUGUGGAAAAGUUUGAUGCUGACAUAAGAAGUCAUUUUUCACUUGUUAUUGAUAACCCUCAUGAAGUAUACACCGAUAUCAACGCAGUUUGGAAAAGAUUUCAGUACUUUUUUAUUGCUACCCAUGGGCUCCUUACUUACAAACCCAUAUGGGAACAAUAUUUCUACGAUUCUUUGAAAGCUGUGAGAGAAGAUAACAUUAUGUAUUUGGAAGUCCGGUCUGUGCUGCCUGAGUUGUAUGACUUGUAUGGCAAUAAAUAUGAUGCGAUUGCUACAGCUCAAUCCUAUAAAGAUGUUUUAGAUAGAUUUAUGAAUGACUAUCCAGAUUUUUAUGGUGCUAAACUUAUAUAUGCUCCAUUGAGAUUAGUUGACCGCGCUACAAUAAGAGGAAAAUUAGAAAUCGCAAAAGAAAUAAAGAGGAAAUUUCCCGACUUUUUUGCUGGUUUCGAUAUUGUCGGCCAAGAAGAUUUAGGAGCUCCAUCGAAGACGUUUUUGCCAGAGUUUGUCGAAUAUUCUAACGAAGUGGAUUACUUCUUCCACGCAGGUGAAACUAAUUGGAACGGCAUGUCUACUGAUGAAAAUUUGUUUGAUGCCAUCUUGCUGGAUACUCGGCGAAUCGGUCACGCAUUUGCUUUGAUUAAACAUCCUCAUCUUUUGAAUGAAGUUGUUAGAAAAGAUAUUGGUUUAGAAGUAAAUGUAGUAUCAAAUUCUGUGCUUAAAUUAGUUGAAGAUGUGAGAAAUCAUCCGCUAGCUGCCUUUUUAGCUCAGAACCUGCCUGUGGUAUUAGGCAGCGAUGAUAAUGGUGUGUGGGAGUCUGAUCCAUUGACACACGAUUUUUACGUUGCAUUUCUGGGUGUGUCAAGCAGGCAUGCUGACUUACGCGUCUUGAAAAAAUUGGCUUUAAAUUCUCUAUACUACAGUGCAUACAAAAAUAAAGACAAAAUUGUACAUGAAUUUGAAAUAAGAUGGACACGCUUCAUUCAUGAUACUAUCAAAUAUUACCGCUAAAUAUUUCUUUAAAGGACUAUAAAGCUAAGCACUUUGUUUUUACAUUGGAUAUACGUUUAAAUCAUAAAACAA